CAGAGUAGAAAGAAAACUAGAAAAAUCAAAACGCGAGAAAUAAACAUGGCGUACGUUUGAUUCGAUUCGAUUCGCUCUUCUCUGUUUUUGUGCGUGAAAAAAAAUAGAAAAUCCUUUCUCAAGAAAAAAAAAAAGUUCCACCCCAAAAUUGUAUUUCAAUAUACCCUCAAAUUUCUUAAUAAAUAUAAUAAAUCUAUAAGUGGAACAUUAAAGUGUUGAAAAAAAAGGUGUAAAAAAAGCAAAGAAAAAAGUAGAAAAAAAAAUGGGCACAAAAGAGCCACCAAAUGAUUUGGCCAACAACAGCCGCCGCGCCGCAAUGCCCACCACCGCCACCACCGACACCAUUUCAACUUCAACCUCAACCAUUCCCAAUAACGACGACGUCAGAUCCAAUUCAGCCGGCGGUAGUAGUAAAUUGUGUAGUAGUAAAUCGGCGGCGGUGGAAAAUCUGAAAAUCAAUGCCGUCAUUGUCGACGACGUCGCGGAAGACGACGACAAUUCAAUCGCCCAAAAUAAUAUUCACAAAAAAGAUACAGAAACAGAAGAAACAAAAGUGUGCCAAUCUCUGCCACAGUCUCAACCACAAUCACAACAACAACAGAAUGUUAAUAAAUCGCUUAGUCUAACAACGGCUGCGGGAAAAAAGAUUCGUCGUGCAUUUUCAAUGCCUCGUAAUCCGUUUCGAUGGUCGCGAAAAUUCAAGACCAAUAAUAACAACAAUUUACCAUCAUCAUCGUCAUCGGGAACGACGACGGGAGCGGGCAGCGGUAGGAAUAGUUUAGGUUCUAAUAGUGGCGUUGCCACUGCCACCGCCAUUGACGGCAACACUAACGAUAUCGACCGCAAGCGACUAGGAGCCAACAAGAGCAAAACGUUAGAUGGACGUGGUAAUGGCGGUUGUGGCAAUGUUGGAGGAGUCGGAAGCGGAGCAACACUCCCUCCACCCACAACAUUAACAACAUCAGCCGAAUCAAAUCAAAACAAAAACAGCGGAAACAAUUCACAGCAGCGAGUUUUUAGGCGAUCUUCGUUUCGAAAGUUUUUAAAUCGUAUUGCUCAGCAUGUUUCCUCGGUGGGAAGCAUUGGGCAAUUUGAAAACAAAAAGCCUUUCGGUGUUUUGCCCAUGUACACUGGAUGUUGGAAAAGAAACGAGGCAAAUAAACAUCCAUCAACAUCGAGUUCAGUGGCGGAUAGAGUACCACCAAUUGGAGGCUAUCAAUGGCCAGCGGAUCAAACGCCCGGUGUGACGGGCUUAAAAAAUCAUGGCAACACGUGCUUUAUGAAUGCUGUACUGCAGUGCCUAAGUCAUACGGACAUCUUAGCAGAAUAUUUUGUAUUAGAUCAGUAUAAGGUGGACUUGAAGAAACGAAACAAAAUCAAUUCACGAAAAUUCGGAACAAAAGGCGAACUUACCGAACAGCUAGCGAACGUUUUGAAAGCUUUAUGGACGUGUAAAAAUGAAAGUGAUCAUAGUACAAGUUUUAAGGCUGUUGUAGAUCGUUAUGGAUCGCAGUUUCGCAGUUCAACACAGCAUGAUGCUCAAGAAUUUCUAUUUUGGCUAUUAGAUAAAGUGCACGAAGAUCUAAAUACGGCAACUAAGAGAAGAUACAAAAGUGUAAAGAACAACUAUGGUCGACCAGAUGAAGUGAUUGCCGCUGAAACAUUAGCGAAUCAUAUCCGAUGCAACAAUUCGUUUGUUCAAGCUGUCUUUCAAGCACAAUUUCGAUCCUCGCUGACAUGUCCGCGAUGCAAAAAACAAAGCAAUACUUUCGAUCCUUUUCACUGCAUUUCAGUGCAACUACCACAACUAACACAACAAGCUGUAUUUGUGACUGUUUCGUAUGUGAAACAGCAUCCUCGCCAAGUCAAGCUUGGACUAACCGUUCCAGCUGGUUCGCCCAUAGUAGCACUUCGCGAACAACUUCAAAAAGACACCGGUAUUCCUAGUAAUCGAAUGGUUUUGGCCGAUAUCAGCAAUCAGGGCUUCUCGAGAGUAUUUUUCGAUACACAGCCAGUGUCAACACUUGAUGGUCUAGAUUCGGUAUUUUGCAUAGAAAUUCCUGAAGUAGCUGGUGAUGAGUCUUCAACAGAAUUAAUGCUUCUCAUUGCAAAUGUGCGCAAACUGAAAGAUGGAACUGUCGAGAGAUUUGGUGUACCAUUCUGUGUGCAAGCACCGAGAGAUUGCUCAUAUGUAGAGCUACAAAAGAAACUAAUGAAAGAAAUGUCUUCAAUUUUAAAACCUGAAGUAUUCGCUUACAGUACAGCGCUGAGCAAUAUGUUCCAAAUACGAUUGCAGGAUCCCUCCGCAGAUCCCGACACUUAUCUCGAGCAAGUGGAACAUCCACUAUUUACCGAAAUGAUUGAUAUGGCCUUAUCUGUGCUCUCCAGUGAAGCUGGUCCAGCUCAUAUCAAACUCCUACUUGAAUGGACCGACCCAGAAGAAUUCUUUGCCGAUUUAACCGAUCCCGUAGUUGAACAUGAAAGUGUGUCACGUUUGAAAGACAAUAAAACCACUGAUACUGCUUUGUCGUUGGAACAGUGUCUGGAACAUUACACCAAAGCAGAAACGCUGAGCGCUGAAGAUGCCUGGCGUUGUCCACAUUGUCAACAAUAUCUACCGGUCGUUAAGACUCUUGGAUUGUGGUCAUUGCCAGAUAUUCUAGUGGUGCACUUUAAACGCUUCCGACAACAUCACGACAAGGGUGCCGAUGCUGCCAAACUUACAACCAUGGUUAAGUUUCCCUUGAACUCGUUUGAUAUGGCGCCCCAUUUGGCUCGUGGAAUGGAGUCAAGUUCAGUGGAUUCACUAAAUAGUGAGACUACUCAUAAUUCAUCACUUCGCAGUCCUUGGAAGAAGACUCGUGAACAACGCAAUCGAGUUGAGAAAGACAACCGUGAGACGCGAUAUGAUUUAUAUGCUGUUUGUUAUCAUCAAGGUGACACCCUAGAAACUGGUCACUAUACGGCAGCUUGUAAGAAUCCCUAUGACCAUCAAUGGUAUAAAUUUGACGAUCAGCGAGUAUCUCGUGUGCCUUCAGACUCAAUUCAAGAGGAAAUCAUUAACAACGAAGCUUAUAUGUUGUUCUAUCAAAGGCGCUCCAGUGACAAUGUCGAAUGUUCGGGAUCUAGUUCGACAUCGGGAGAUCAUUGGGUGUCGAAAAUUGCUUUACCUUCGGCUACUGCAGCUGCAGCGGUAACAUCGAAAAUUGAAGAAAAAUCCGAAGAGGCUACAUCACCGGAAAAGAGUAAAUCCGAUGAGAAUCAACAAGAAAAUGGUGCAAAACUUAAAGAAGUUCAAAUUCCAGAGGUGCCCCAGGUAACAACAGCAACAGUAACAACAAAUACUGUGGUUGUUGUUGAGAAAACUGAUGAAAAUGAAGUUGUGGAUAUCGAGAGUAUUGAAUAUGCCGAUGAGAAUGUAGAAAAACCUUUGCUUGAUGAGCCAAAGAUCGAUGAAGAGAAGAUUAUAGAUGAAUAUAUACAUUUGAAUGGUCAUUCAGAAAAAGAGAUAACAGAAGAGUCAGUUUCUGCAAUGAUAUCUGAUCCUCCUCCUCCUUCAAAAUCUAUUGCUUCCAUAUCGGCAAGUGUUUUACAAAAACUUCCACAAAAAACGACGACCACCACCAAAUUGGUAACAACAACAACACCACCAACAACGCCAAAGGAACGAAAACCAACAGCUUCCCAACCAAUAGAUGUCAAAAGGAGUCCCAAAGCUCCACAAGCUUCCGCUUCAUCACCUGUAUCAGCAUCAUCUUCGGUGUCUUCAACACAAUCUCACAAAUUUAAUGGCAUUAGUAAUACGAAUUUCAAAGAAGCCCUAUCGAGUAGUUUGAAGAGCAAUAGUAGCAGUAUAAUGGUCUCGUUGGGACAUGAAUUCAAUCGUGGAAUCAAUGGUAGUGGCAGUAGUAUAUGCUUGAAUGGAGGAAGUAGCCAUUGUGGCAACAACUUGAGGCACUCAUACUCGAAUAGUUCGAAUUAUAAGCUUAAAGAAUGUACAGCAGAUACGUUGUCGUCAAUGUUGCGCAAUUCGACGAAUACAUGUAGCAAAGAUACGCUUAUAUUUAUUGAUCAACAGAGUCAUAGUCUAAUCGAAGACGAUGAUUCGUUUUUAAGCAGUCCAUCGUUAUGGAUAUCCCCAGUGACGCCUCACAAACUGAUAACAGUUUCACCAAAAAAUUAAAAAUGUCAACUUUUCCUUUUUCUUAUACAUAAAAUGUAGAUUAUUUUAAAAAAACUAAAUUAAUUAACCCAAAAUAUUUAUGCAAUAGAUGCAUAUAUGCAUGUGGUAGAAAUUACGUAUAUAAUUAAAUAUAUACAAACAAAAAUAUUAUUUUACAGUAGAUCAUUAUAUUACAUAAAAAAACAAAUGUUUAUGUAAACUCAUACAUACAAAAAAAUGAUUAAAAUAUUUUUUUUUUUUUAAACAAAUAAACAACAAAUAAAUGUAUAUAAAUCGAAGUACCGAAAGUUGAUUCAAAUAGUUUGUAAAAAUAUUAAUUUAAAAUAAAAAA
This is a messenger RNA of Episyrphus balteatus (marmalade hoverfly), 4514 nucleotides long. RefSeq names its product ubiquitin carboxyl-terminal hydrolase 43 (gene Usp15-31). Gene Ontology annotation, molecular function: cysteine-type deubiquitinase activity. Lineage: Eukaryota; Metazoa; Arthropoda; Insecta; Diptera; Syrphidae. The record is from RefSeq and is a predicted model, not a curated record. Gene Ontology annotation, biological process: protein deubiquitination. The transcript has 8 exons. Bases 263 to 4183 code for a protein of 1306 amino acids.